Molecule: messenger RNA, 1249 nt
Organism: Magallana angulata
Lineage: Eukaryota; Metazoa; Mollusca; Bivalvia; Ostreida; Ostreidae
Product: 3 beta-hydroxysteroid dehydrogenase/Delta 5-->4-isomerase type 1-like
Exons: 4
Coding region: 68-1144 (358 amino acids)
Biological process (GO): steroid biosynthetic process
Molecular function (GO): 3-beta-hydroxy-Delta5-steroid dehydrogenase (NAD+) activity
Source: RefSeq, a predicted model, not a curated record
UCUAGAAUAAAAAAACUGUCAGAGAAAGUCCACCGGUCAGAUUUUUAAUUUUUUUUAAACACCGGCGAUGACCCUGAGAUCAGAGAGAAUCUUGGUGACCGGAGGGUCAGGGUUCCUGGGUCAGCACAUCGUCAAACUCUUACAGGAAAGGACGGACUACGUCAAAGAAAUACGCGUACUGGAUCUGAAACCCUUCACCAAGCAACUAGAGUAUGAGGACAAGGUUCCGCUGACCAGCAUCGUGGGCUCUGUCACAGACUGUGGGUUGCUGGAGAAGGCGUGUCGGAAAGUGUCCAGCGUGUUUCACGUGGCCGGACUCAUCAGUUUUGGAACGGCGCCAGACAUUGACGCCAUGUUUCAAAUAAACGUCAAUGGAACAAAGAAGUUAAUAGACGCAUGCGUGGAGUGUGGGGUUGGAAGGCUGGUGCUGUGUAGUACUGUUGAUGUCGUCAUCGGCUUUGACGACAUUGAAAAUGGUUGUGAGCAGACGACAGAGAAACCAAAUAAAUUUCUGUUUCCGGGAUAUCCCGAGACAAAAUACAUGCAGGAGAACAUGGUGUUACAGACCAACGGUAAACAAACUGUAAAUGGAGGAAAGCUUGCCACAAUAUCUUUGAGGGCUAAUGUGAUGUAUGGUGAAGGGGACCAUUACUACGUGGCAAAUGGAAUACGUUCUGCUCUGAGCAACAAAGGAACACUGGUUCAAGUCGGCAAUGGGAAAAGUCUAUUUCAACAGUGUUAUGCUGGGAAUACAGCCUGGGCAUUUAUAUGCGCAGACAAAGCCCUGAAAUCCAAGAACAGCAUUGGGGGACAGGCUUUUUUUGUACCAGACGACACCCCAUUGACAAGCUCAUUUGAAUUCAUGAGACCAUUUUUGGAAAGCAGAGACUUAAAGCUUUCAUCUUACAGGAUUCCAUUCCAUGUGGUCUACUGGCCGCUUGUGAUCUUUGAAUUUGUGCUGAAACUUCUGUCUCCGCUGGUGAGAAUCAAUUUUCAGACGGCCUCAUGCAGUGUGAAGUACAUCAACAUGAAUCUCUAUUUCAAGAGAGACAAGGCACACAAACUGCUAGGAUACAGUCCCUUGUUUUCCCCAAGUGAGGCCAUGAAAAUGUCUCUCAACUUUUACAAACAUAUGAAGUUGUAAUCUUUCAUUUAUAAAAUCUUACAACAUUGUACUCCAUGUUUAAAAUGAAAUAGAUUUACAAUGUACAAUAUCUAAUCUGAUAAAUCUUUCAUGCAUCCUACCCCU